GUUCUUGCUGCUGAUAUAACUUCUCCAACAAUUGAUAGAGGGGUUGUUAACCUUUCCAUUGGAGACAUCACAAUUGAAUCUGGUGCUUACUGGUCCAUUAUUGACAAUGCAGUUUCUGUACUUGCCGGUAAUUUAGAUGUAAAGACUGAUGCUGGAUUCUACAUUUCUUCAACCCAGAGUUUAAUUGGUUUAUCUGUUACUCUUGCUUCUGGUUUAGGAUCGAUCACUAAUGAUGGUAUUAUUGCAUUUAAUUCGGUUGUCUCGUUGGUUGCUCCUAAUUACAACUUGAUUGGUCUCUCAUUCACAAACAACGGAGAAAUGUAUUUGGGUACUAACGGCUCUGUUGUUGGAGCUCCCCCAAUCAACCUCAUUGCCCCAAGCUGGACUAACACAGGUUUGUUGGUGAUCUACCUGCAAACAAGAAGUGCAGAUGGUAUUGUCAAUCUCGGAGGAACUGGAUUGGUUAUUCAAAACAAUGGCCAAAUCUGCUUAACUAAUGAGCUUUACCAAGCUUCAACCCAAAUUCGUGGUACUGGGUGUAUAACUGCAAAUCUAGAUUCUUCAAUUUUCUUGGCUAAUGGUUUGUUAGGAGUUGAUCAAUCUCAAACAUUUUAUUUGGCUGACUCCAAAUCCUCCAUCAGAGCAAAUGCAAUUGCUGUUCCACAAACGUUCACUGUUGCUGGUUUUGGUAACGGUAACAUUAUUGGCUUAGAUAUUCCACUUGCAACUGUCUUUCCACUUAGCUCGUGGAGUUAUAGCUCAAGUACAGGUAUUUUAACUCUAAGAGGUCUUGGUUUGUUGUCUCAAAACUUUAACAUUGGUCCAGGAUAUAAUAGCAAUUUGUUUUCAAUCACAACGGAUACCAGUCUUGGAUUGGCCAGUGUUCCCUUAGGUGGUCUCACUUAUAGUGGUCCAGUACCAAACGCAAUCCCUUCUAACUGUCUGCCUUGUAAGAAUUUACCAAGCGCACCCGGUGCAUCUCCAACUCUCACUUCUACAAGUCUCACUACCACCAAGACAGAUGGAUCAAUUUGCACUGACGUUGAUCAGAUACUCAUUUCCACUGAUGGACAAGGUACUUGGUUUACAUCCACUUCCUUAUUAUCCGAAAUUUGCAGCACUAUCCCAAACUCCAAAACAACAGUUAUAUCUACUUGGACGGGCACUGCUACAAAA
Scheffersomyces stipitis CBS 6054 is the source of this 1176-nucleotide messenger RNA. RefSeq names its product hyphally regulated cell wall protein (gene HYR6.3). The annotation marks the transcript as partial. The transcript has a single exon. The record is from RefSeq and is a predicted model, not a curated record. Lineage: Eukaryota; Fungi; Ascomycota; Pichiomycetes; Serinales; Debaryomycetaceae.